GGUGGCUACACUUUUAUCCCUCCUCCCUUAGCAAACCUCAGGGCAGCCCUGCCCGAGCGAUCGCUGUUUAGUUCAGGCACGAUCCCCCACCCCUUGGUGUCUCCUCUUAGGGAGGGUUAAUUUCCCCGUGUGAGCUCCAGCCCCUUUGCAGCCCCUCCCUCAGCCGGGACCCUGCUACCUGCCCCUCACCGGGAUACCGGAGCAGGGAGCUCGGCGUCCUGAGAUGCCCUGUCUGGAGACACGGUAGAGCAUGCCUGGAGCUAGGAGAGGAGCCUGCAACAGGAGAGGCUGCGGCGUCCCGUAGCGAUGCCUCGGAAGGCGGAGAAGUUUCUGCAGAUCGCCCCGCACUCCCUGGCCAUCGUCCUGAGCCCCGGGGCUGCGCUGGAGGCGGAGGAGGGGCGGGAGGACGGAGAGCGGCGGCAGCCGCCGGAGGAGCCGCCUGGCGAUGAGCCGCCCCAGCUCGGGCGCCACCACAUCGGCUAUGAGAUCUUCGCGGACUUCAAGCAGGAGAACAUGCAGCACUUCUGGAACCCGCGCGUGACGGCGGCCGUGGCCGAGACCUUCUUCCUGGGCUGGCUGGACGAGCAGGUGCUGCUGAUCCAGGGCAAGGAGGAGCACCUGGAGGUGCUGCGGGAGGGCUGGACGCGCCGCUCCCUCAAGCCGCCCGCCGGCUUCCGCAUCAAGUGCCUGGGUUCAAUGAAGGAUUCCCUGUACCAGGCUCUUCCUUCUGAUAUAAUGGAUAAACUUUAAUGCAUUUGCCAUUCCUUAAAUUGCACAAAUCUCUGUACAAUGCCAAACCUGUCCUGAGCAAUGAUAAAUAGAUUAUAAAAUUUGCAGUACCUGACUGAGUUUAUCUUGCAUGCUGAGAUAUAUUUCAAGGUAUUACCUUUCUACAAGAUAAGUGCAGCAGUGCAAAGCCACUCUAGUUAACCACUUAAACUUUCUGUGUCUAUUCUUUAUUUAGUGGUGCUGUGCACUGAAAAAGACAAUUUUUAUAAUUUUGCUUUCAACAUAUAUAUCCAGCAAUGUUUACUAUGAACAAAAAUAUUGUGGUUAAGUGCCAAGUUUGUGUUUUGAUUUGGAUUUUAGUAAGUUUUGAGUUUGGUAAGCAGUAGAAACUAUUGACAUUUAAUUGUGAUGUUCCAUUUUAUCUAUAUAUAAUCUCAGUACUUGUUAAACUUUUAAAGGACUAACUAUUUGGAAACCAUGUGUUCAAUAGUCUGUUCACAUUUUCAAAACAUUUACCUCUACAGAAAAAUAAACAAACAUGUAAGCUAUUCAAUUCUGGACAUAUGAGUGAUUUAAAAAAAAAUUGUUACUUUAUAAAGAUGCAUACCAAUUAUUUUAAGAAAUUUGCAAAAAUAGGCCAAACAGGCUGUUAGUUAAUCCAGUAAUUGUAGUAGAUCACAUUUCUUGAAUAUCUUUCUCUUUAGAGAGUGAAAUUAAAACUGUAAAUUAGACAUAUUUUAAAAAAUGCCUAUUGCUGUUUGAAACGUCAGUCACACUUAGUCUGAUUCUGUUUUUUCCACUCAUCCCUCAGGUUCACUUAUAUCACGGGUAGUCAGUAGGCAGAUGACAGGGGAAAUCUGAACUGACAGAUGCUUUUGAACGGAACCAGAAAUCUUUUUAUUUACUUAUUAUUUUUUAUUUUCUCUGGAGUCUGGACCUUGACUAUAGCUUGACCAAGAAAUUUGGACCUUGACAAAAAAUAAUUGACUACCUCUGACUUUUAUAUUGUAGUUUCACAACAAAAAGAUGAAUACAUUGAUGGGGGAACUUCUGAAAACUGACAAGUUUCCAGAUACUCCUAUAAAACAUUAUUAAAUGUGAGUAGUGGCACUUGAAUUAAGGUUUGACCUUUAACUACCCUGCUAGAGUAGUAGUCAGUUAAUUACGACAGAAAUAGUCCAUAGUUUUAUAAUCUGUAGCUCCGAAAAACCCAAAACAUUGUAAUUUGGGUGUUCUGGGUGGCUUGAGUUUGUAUGUGCCAGGAUAGGUAUUUUUAUGGUAAAGAAACAAAGGAUUAGACUAGGAGUGAAUUUCUUUUGCAAUUCAAUAAAUGGCCUUUGAAACUAUAAUUGAUGUGUGUCAUGUUUUGAUGAGUGAAGUUCUAAAUAAUGGUGCCUUUCCCCAAGAGAGAGAUUGUGCAUUCAU
Molecule: messenger RNA, 2154 nt
Organism: Chrysemys picta bellii (western painted turtle)
Lineage: Eukaryota; Metazoa; Chordata; Testudines; Emydidae
Source: RefSeq, a predicted model, not a curated record